Helianthus annuus (common sunflower) is the source of this 1891-nucleotide messenger RNA. RefSeq lists its product as uncharacterized. The coding region runs from base 45 to 1679 and encodes 544 amino acids. The transcript is spliced from 3 exons. Lineage: Eukaryota; Viridiplantae; Streptophyta; Magnoliopsida; Asterales; Asteraceae. The record is from RefSeq and is a predicted model, not a curated record.
CCCCACCCCUCUUAACUUCACAGCUUGUUUUCACAACCACAACAAUGUCCGACGAGAACCUCGAUACAAAUGUGGUUCGCGAUGCUGCCCCACGUAGGCCGAGGUCCAUGGAGGACGAUGAGAGCGGACACUCGGUGGAUUUGAAAGCCAUGGAGACCGUGCAAGCAAAGAGCGAAACCGAGAAUGAUGAGGAUGAUGAGGAGGAGUACUUUGAAGAUAAGCCCUCUAAGGGUGAGGUCAUGGGUUGGUGUUUUUAUGAAUUGUGUUCGUAUUUUACGCACACAGUUCUUCUUACAAUCGUGUUUCCGCUCAUCAUAAGUCAGUCUUUCGGUAGCCAGCCACCGCAGCCGGCUGCUGGAGGGUUGUACAAGAAUGGAAAAGGGUUUCAUUGCACGAAAAAGGAAACUGAUUUGUUGGAAGCAUUAACAUACGCCAGGAUAAAAGUUGGCAGCAUGAAGUUCUCACCGCUAGAAUGGACUUCAAUAUCUUGGUUUUCCGGCCUAAUCCUCGCCGCACCGCUACUCGCCGCCGUCUCCAUCCACCUCGACCACCGCCCCAACUCCCAACUCAUAACUGCAGCUGCCACCGCCAUUGGAGCCGUCUUCUGCCUCCCCGCUGGCGCCAUCAAAACAUAUUGGAUCAUGCCACCCUAUGUCGCCGCCAUCGUCUCCUCCAACGCAGUCGGAUCUGCCUUCCAUAACCGCCACCUCGGCCUCAUGGUCCGCGGCUUUGUUGGCGACAACAUCCGAAAACUCCAAUUCCCCGACCGACAAGCCGUCUCCAGCUGGCUCUCAAUCUACGCCACCGCCGCCGGCUGCCUCGGAUCAGCCGCCAUUGCAUCAUUCACUUACUACAUGCUCCAAAACUCCGAAGGGUUUAUUAGUUUAUGGAUUGUUUCAAUCUUUAGUGGGAUUUUAUGGUUCGCUGGAAUUGGUCACAUUAUCACUGCCACUCGAUCAAACGGAAACGAAUCAUCAUUUAACAACAGUCAAGUUACCGCCAGUCAUUUCAUUUCAAUCUUCAAGUACCCACACGCUACCGGCAGUCUCGUCGGAGUUUUCCUUUCAUCCUUCUCAACAAUGAGCAUAUUCACUAGCGGCGUACUCUACAUCGUCGGCGAACUUUGUGUCCCGCCAAAAGACAUACUAUUCGUUUGGCUAACAUAUUUCUUCUUCCCAAUACUCGCUCUCCCGUUUUUACAUCCGGUUCAAAAAGUCAUCCAAUCUGACGCCGUUAAAAUGCAAAUUUUCGGGUUUAUACUGACGACACUAGCUUCGGGAAUGGGGUAUUACUACCGAAACAAUAACUGGCACUUUAAUCACGUGGUGUUUCUUGCGGCUACACAAAGUGUAGCUUCGGGUGUUCUUCAUGCGUUUAGUAGGAUUUUGUUGAUGGAUUGUGCGCCAUCGGGUAAAGAAGGCGUGUUUGCUGCAUGGUUCUCGUGGAUACGAAUGUUUGGUGCGUUUGGAGGGUUUGUUAUUGGUUCGAGUGGUGUGGGGAAUAUUAAUCGUGCGUUUGGGGCUGCGUUUGCGGCUGCUGUUGUUGGUAUUGUUGUUUUGAUCUUUAGUAAUGUUAGUAGUUAUGGUGGAGCUGUGGCGGCCGGUCAUGUGCGUAAGCGGCGUGAAACGGGGUCGCCUGUGCCGGUGAAGGGAUCGGAUGAUCGAAGCAUGGAAGUUUAAUUAAUGUUUUUUUGUUUUUUUUUUUUUUUUGUUUUUUUUUUUUUGUUGGAAUUGGGAAAUAUAAGAUCUAAUAAAGACUUGACUAAUUUUGAAUUUAGAAUUGGAAGACUAUUGAAGUUAGAAUUCAUAUUCGAUUUUAUAGUUUGUGUAUCAAUUCAAAUGUCCGUUCGUUUGGUUAAUAUAUCCAUAUGCAUGAUUGCAUAUUUUAUUUA